AUGUCCUUGACCAGCGCACAGUGCGGCGUUGGAUGGAAAACUUUAGGAGUAGAGAUAGGACGUUGGAAAAGAUGGAGGCUACCAUUAAUGGAUAUUGAUGAGGUUCUGCAGCUGUUGAAUCAAAUGCUCGGGAACUUUGGAGUGUGGUGUGUCGAUAGAUACUGUUUGUCGCCAUCUACUCUCCAUGAGGAAUUUGCGAAAGAGCAGUAA
Messenger RNA from Nezara viridula (southern green stink bug), 210 nucleotides. Lineage: Eukaryota; Metazoa; Arthropoda; Insecta; Hemiptera; Pentatomidae. The record is from the annotation of a GenBank genome assembly.